UUCGCUAUGUAUCAAGAGGCGUGCGCCGCCAAGGGUGGGGCGUUGGAUUGCUACGCUGUCUUUGACCGAAAUGUUGCCAAACACAUGAAACUGGACACGGUUGGGCAAAUUGCCAUUUACAGUCCUUUCAGCAAGUUGCCUACUAUACUUCCGAAAAAUCCCGCCAACGUGGAUGACAUUCUGGCCUUCAUCACAGAACAUGACCACAUCAGUCUCGUCAAAGUGGACGAGCACAAUAUCCAUGAUCCCAAGCUUGAAGACCCGACUCGUGUCAACGUGCUCGCGGUUGCGGAGCAAUCUACACCGCUGGGAGGCUAUCUUCUUCGCUUGUUGUACAAGACAUUGAAGAACGUCACCAACUCCACGAGCGCAACUGCGGUGCCCUUCCAGGUUUUGUGGAUUGAUCCAGCUAUCCUACCGGCAGCCUACAGGAUGAUGGAACAGUUCGGCAAGCAAACUGAACCUCCCUAUUUGGGAACACAUAGCGCGCUUACGGGCCAGGGAGUUUGGUUUGACAUGAAGCUACUGAACACUUCUGGUGGAAAGGGGGUCGACGACGAGAACGUGCAGAAGCUCUUAGACUGGGUUGCUGGUCUGACGACUUCGGCAUCCACACAAGCGGAGGCCGGCUGGCAGUUCACCGAGGUCCCGGUGUCGCAGAUCGUUCCCGAGGGCAGCAACGUGGUGCUCCGCUGCUCCGUGCAGGGCGCGGUCGGAGACUGUCUCUGGCUCAAAGAUGGCCGCAACAUCGGCUUCAACCUGGCCCGUCUGCCUCACCUGACCUGGGCCGGAGACCACGCGAGCGGCGACUGCAGCCUCGCCAUCACCGGCGCGCAGCACGGACGCGAUGACGGGUCCUGGGUCUGCGAGAUGACUGGAGAUGCUCAGCACCCGACCAUUACCUCGCCACCAGCCGUCCUGGUUGUGUCCGGUGCAGCGAAAAGGCCAAUUCAAGAACUGUGAUCACCUACCGGAUAGAGCGCCGAAUUCGGGAUGCAUUGAACUGUUCGUCAGAAUUAGGCAGCUUCAUUACCUUGGAAGCCAUUUUUAACUCAGCUAGGCGCGGGAUUGAAGUUGACUAUCUACCAUUUAAGCACGUUUUAUUGCCUGUUGUGAUGACCCAAAACUAUCCUCUUACUAUUCAUACUUUGAAGCCUCCUUUCACGUGAAACUCUCACACUAGGUUGUGGUCCGCGCUCAGUACUGUCAGCCGUACUGUUCUAACUAUAUUGCCAUAACGAAACAUGGUGUUAAAAUAUUUACAUUGUUGCUAUAAAUAAACAUUUAAUAUAUUCCA
Molecule: messenger RNA, 1297 nt
Organism: Ixodes scapularis (black-legged tick)
Lineage: Eukaryota; Metazoa; Arthropoda; Arachnida; Ixodida; Ixodidae
Product: calsequestrin-2
Exons: 8
Coding region: 7-963 (318 amino acids)
Molecular function (GO): calcium ion binding
Source: RefSeq, a predicted model, not a curated record